Molecule: messenger RNA, 779 nt
Organism: Strigops habroptila (Kakapo)
Lineage: Eukaryota; Metazoa; Chordata; Aves; Psittaciformes; Psittacidae
Gene: CKS2
Product: CDC28 protein kinase regulatory subunit 2
Exons: 3
Coding region: 184-423 (79 amino acids)
Biological process (GO): regulation of mitotic cell cycle
Cellular component (GO): SCF ubiquitin ligase complex; cyclin-dependent protein kinase holoenzyme complex
Molecular function (GO): cyclin-dependent protein serine/threonine kinase activator activity; histone binding; protein kinase binding
Source: RefSeq, a predicted model, not a curated record
CAUUCGAGCCACGCGGCGGUUCUGCGGGCGUGGCGGCGCGGCACGCUAUUGGUUGGCCCGGCCGCGCCAAUAGGAGUUGAGCUGUUGGAUUCAAACGGUAGCGGGGCGGGGAAGCAGGAGGCCAGCUCUGGGGGUGCCGUGGGGACAGCUCGCUCGCUCGCUCGCUCCGCUCUCGCCGCCGCCAUGGACUCCGGUCAGAUCUACUAUUCCGACAAGUACUCCGACGAGCAGUACGAGUACCGACAUGUAAUGCUGCCCAGAGAACUUUCAAAACAAGUGCCAAAAUCCCAUCUUAUGUCUGAAGAGGAGUGGAGACGACUUGGUGUUCAGCAGAGUCUUGGCUGGGUUCACUACAUGAUCCAUGAGCCAGAACCGCAUAUUCUCCUCUUCAGAAGGCCUCUUGCAAAAAAUAAGCAGGAAUGAACCACUGUCUAUAAAUCAUCUCCUGAAAUUAUGUAUAUGAGUGUAUAUAUGUUGGUAGUAUUCCGUGAAUAAUUUAAAAUGUACAAAAUGUACCUGUGGAUGAACUGUACUAAUCACAGCAACAAAAGCUCAGUCGAGUGAAAUUCUAAGUAGGCUGCUAUGGUGUUCCAGGGAUGAAAUUAUUACUACUAAAUCUAAGUGCCUAUCUGACCUUUUAGUACGUCUUGUGUCUAAAUUGUCACUUGUCCUGUGUUCAGUAAUGUUUACACUCAGCUUUUCUGCUGAAGCAUACCAUGUUCAAAUCUGAUGGCUUACCUUUUUGGAAAUAAACUAUUUCUAAUGCUCUAAACCCUAAA